AUGAGUUCAUCCGAAAUUUCAACGUUCACGAAGGAGCAGCUCUCUGGACUUUUCAAGCCGCCUUACACUUACAAAGAGGCCAAAGAGUCCACAGGACUUGCCGAGAAUGAACCUAUUGACAACCUCCAAGACGAUGACAUAGUAGACAACAGUCUGGAUGACGAUCGGUUCUUUGAAGCUGCCGAGCAUGAAUCCGUUGUUUUUGGUGUGAAACUCCGAAACAUUCAUGGUGUUGAGAUUCCUGCAACCGAUCAUGAAACAUGGAGUGUAAAAGCCUCCGACGGGACUUGGGGUAUCUUCAAGAAGAAAAAGGAAGUGAAAUUGACGUUCGGCCGCAUUAUAGCGCUGGCAGGUGACUUUUACAGCACCCAUGCAGAUGACAACAGAACCCCUGUCUGCGGCGCUUUCUUCGCUGAAAGUCCUAGUCUCAGCACACCUGAGGGCUGGAAUGCCGCUGUUAGCCGCUUCAGAAGCGCUGUACAGAGUCUCAAGGACGAUACUGACCGAAACCUCAUCAGUAUCGGGGACUUGAUCGACAAAGAAAAAAAGGGUACUGAUGAAGCAGAGAAGGAGAUAAAGGAUGGUGAGAACAAGGGAGAUCUUCAUACAAUUGCGAACGCCUACCAUGACCAUGGCUGUGGUAUCCCGACCAACAAAGCUUGGAUUGAGGCUACCAUUGGUUUCAACAACCCCAAGUCAAGCCUCUACGCCUGGCUGUCUUACAUCAACGCUGACCACUUUGGCGACGACGCGCUUACGGCUUACAAGGUCGGCCACUCGGAAGCUAUGAGGCUCGCUAAAGAGGCAGGGGCCAAGACAUCGGAUACUGACAAGGCAAAUGGUCUGCAAGACGCUUAUAUGCACGAAGCCUUUUGCCUUCAUUAUCUGACAGAUGCCUUUUCUUCCGGCCAUAUCAGAGCACCAAGACGUCAGAUUCACAACGACGACUAUGACGAGCAAAGCAUCGCUGCUACUUCUGCAAUUCUCGGCAAGGAGACCCCGAUCUGGGAUUUCCAGGCAAACUACAUGCAUGACAACGAUUCGGAUACUGGGCUUCUUGUCCAGAAUCAACUUGGCCAACAGUGGCUUUGCUACGGCGAUAAGCAGUUCAAGGAAUCAUGGGAUAUUGUUAACCGAGCUCGAAUCAUGAACUGCGUCCAAGCAUCAGUGGACGAACUAUACCAAGACGCUUUUACCAAUCAGAACGCCAAGACCCCGUCAGACUUUAAUGCCGUCAAGCACAUCCCUGUCCCGAUGCUAGCAGCUGGCAAGGGCCCGUCAACAGGCUGGAAGGCUGAAUGGGGCGGCUAUGACAUCCACAACCCUGUUCCUCUGUGGCAGGUCAACUCAGAAGACGACAAAACAGCCUGGACGAUCCGUUCUAACGUCAAUGACCAUUCUGUGUUCAGCAGGAAACCCAGCACACUCAAGAAUACGUCAACCAGCUGGAUCCCUUACUCAGUUGAUGCAAGCAAAGAAUGCUAUGAAGCACGUGACAGUGACUUCCGCACCAAGGGCUCGGCACCUUUGGCAAGGCCCAUUGAUGGACUCGCCAGUGGAGGUUUUAUUCAGAUUCAGGAUCUCGCUCCUGGACCAUCCCGCUUCCAGACAUGUGUCAACUUCUGGGGACCGGUUUUCGUUGGCAUCCACGAUCGAGAAGGAAACGUGGAAGACAAAGAUACUUUUACUCUGCGAAACCGCAUUAUCGACUUUGACAGCUAUGAAGAGAGGAGCACUAUCCAGCCACUUCAGUGUGUUAAAUGGCACGACAAGGACAGUCUGGUCGUUUACCGUCUGAUGCUGCAACAAAAUGCAGGUAAAAAGACAAUCACACUUUCUGGCUGGAGAGUGAAGGAUAUAUCGACAUCUUCAGGAAAAGACCAGGCCACAUUUACUCCUGAUCAAUCCUGGGCCUUUGAAGCAACCAAGCUAUUCAAAGACUCUCCCGUGACGGAAGUGUUUUCGUCCGCGAAUUUUAUCAGAGCCCUCACAGGAAACUUCAAAGCUCAAGCCGGUACUAAUCUGGCAAUCCUGAAGUUUGACAUCGGCAAUCCCGUUGGAAUUAGUCUCGUUGCAAACGACGGUACUCCCAAUUCAAACACAACGGCAACGGACACCAAGGGAGUUUAUAACUUUGUUAAGAUCUUGAAGACUGGCGAUUCGGAUUGUGUUCUCUUGGCAUCAUUCGAAAAGGGCGAUUCUGACACUACGAAGAUGUCACUUGAUGUGAUGAAUCUCACUGGUGAUGCACCUACUGUCAUGAAGCAUCAGGCCAGUAUCUCACUAUCCCCUCAGUCAUCCCAAAUUGUUCUUGUCGGCGAUCUGCAAAAGACUGGAAAAGACCAGAUCGUCGCGCUUUUUGAUAGCCCGGACAAUCUCACCGUCAGAGUGAACGACUACACCUCAAAUUGCAUCACUGAAACCACCAAGAAACAUGUUCCACAAUCACUAUCAGGCUUUCCUCUCAUAAAACCAUUCUUCAGCGCACUCGUUCCCUCUGAGGACCGCGCUUCACCCAACAGUCUUUCCAUCCUUCAGGUUUCGCUACACGAGUACAAACAGAAACCUCAUUUCAUCUUCCGCUUGACAGACACUGUCAGCUGGACUACGAAGACAUCAACACCCGUAGAGGAUAGACUCGCUUCUGACCCUCACUACUUCCACUUGAAAUGGAUUCGCUGUUCCAGAAGGUCAGACUUUGAUCUCAAUACCUCAAAUGCUAUUCUCGAGGUAUUCUCUUUCUACGGUGUACUUGGCAUUCGACUUUUUGCCCCUAUCAGCGAGAAGAACCUGGCAAACUAUCAAGAGAUUGGUAUGUUGCAGUACAUGGGUCAAACAAGCAUUGGAACCGGGUUAGGAUGUGAGGGUGACUGGGGUAGUGGCAUUCUUACUUGGGGAACUGAAAGGAACGAUUUUGUCGAUUUUGAGGCAUUCAAGCCCCAUACUAGCGGUAGUGCUGGAAAGGGAACCUGGGGUAUGUCGGCUACAGAUACUGAAAGACCUCUUGUCAAGGGAUGGGACGUCGACUCACGACCAGGCUACAAGGUUUAG
Messenger RNA from Fusarium venenatum, 3051 nucleotides. RefSeq lists its product as uncharacterized. The record is from RefSeq and is a predicted model, not a curated record. NCBI's taxonomy places the organism in Eukaryota, Fungi, Ascomycota, Sordariomycetes, Hypocreales, Nectriaceae.